Gigantopelta aegis is the source of this 543-nucleotide messenger RNA. RefSeq names its product protein GVQW3-like. Bases 1 to 543 code for a protein of 180 amino acids. NCBI's taxonomy places the organism in Eukaryota, Metazoa, Mollusca, Gastropoda, Neomphalida, Peltospiridae. The record is from RefSeq and is a predicted model, not a curated record. The transcript has a single exon.
AUGGACAUCAGCCAUCGUGCGGUCAUCCGCUACUUCGGUCUCACGGGCUUAACACCCAAGGAGAUCCACGAAGACAUGGUGAUCACACUAGGGGAGGAUACCCCUUUAUACAGCAUGGUGAAGAAGUGGGCUGCUGAAUUCAAACAUGGCAGGGAGAGUCUGGAAGACGACCCCCGUCCGGGAAGGCCAGUCACCGUCACCACACAGAAGACCAUUGCCAAGAUUCAUGACAUCAUCAUUGCAGACAGACGAGUAACGAAGCGUUACAUUGCCACUGAGUUGGGUAUCUCCCAGGAACGCAUCCAUGCAGUCAUCCACAACGAACCUCAAAUGUCCAAGGUGUCAGCACGUUGGGUCCCAAAGCUUCUUGGACCUGAUCUGAAACGGACUCGGCUCAACAUGUCAAGGGAAAAUCAAGUUUUCUUCGGCGAUUUGCGACUAUGGAUGAGACCUGGGUCCAUCACUUCCAACCAGAGACGAAGCAGCAAUCGAAGCAGUGGAAACACCCAGGCUCUCCGCCUCCCAAGAAAGCCAAGACUGUGA